Messenger RNA from Electrophorus electricus (electric eel), 4811 nucleotides. It is a transcript of the gene agtpbp1, whose product is annotated as ATP/GTP binding carboxypeptidase 1. Lineage: Eukaryota; Metazoa; Chordata; Actinopteri; Gymnotiformes; Gymnotidae. The record is from RefSeq and is a predicted model, not a curated record. Gene Ontology annotation, biological process: proteolysis; protein side chain deglutamylation; C-terminal protein deglutamylation. Gene Ontology annotation, molecular function: metallocarboxypeptidase activity; zinc ion binding.
UGGGAUCCGGAAUGCACCCUAGGAAGCUAGCGUUAUCUAGAUGGAUAGCUAGUAAAUAAUUAUAUCGGGGCGUUGGAAGUAGCAGGGAGUAGGUAGUCGCUGGAUAACACGGAGGAAGGAGCUGUUAUGCUCAGAUGGAGCACUGUUACACGAUUUAAAGUCAGUCAGACCUGUAUGUGGGUGACAAGAAAUGAAUAAACCCAAAAUGGCAACAGAGAAAGGCAUUCCCAGUAGUUCCCGGGUGCUGAUGCUGCUGGCUCAGCUGGAGCGGCACGACGGGGAGGCUGUGGGCUCUGACACGGAGGCCAUCAGGCAGGUGACGGGCAAAAUCCUGCACCUCAUCCAGACGCAAGAGAAGACUCGUAAGGAGGUCAUGGCUAAAGGCUCCACUGGUAUGGAGGUCAUUCUCUCAUCUCUACAGAGCACACAGGAUUUGCAGACAAUUCUGAACAUCUUGUGUAUUUUGAAUGAGCUGUUGACAGUGGCCGGUGGCCGCAGGGUGGGCGUGUUUGUGUCUAAAGGAGGAACAGCCAUCCUCCUGCACCUGCUGAUCAGCUCUGGCAGAGAAGCAUCCCCCAGUGAAGAGCUCAUGCACCAGAUACACUCACUAUUGGCCAAAGUUGGACCUAAAGACAGGAAGUUUGGAGUUAAAGCGCGACUAAGUGGGGCUCUAAACGUGACGGUGAAUCUGCUGAAACAGAACCUGCAGAACCACAGACUCCUGCUGCCAUGUCUGCAGGUGCUACGCCUCUACUCCAGCAACUCGGUGAACGCUGUCUCACUGGGAAAGAGUGGCAUGGUAGAGAUGAUGUUUAAAGUCAUUGGACCCUACACCAAAAAGAACACCACCCUGCUGAAAGUGGCCCUUGAUACUUUGGCAGCUUUGCUAAAAUCAAAGAUGAAUGCUCGCCGCGCAGUGGACAGGGGCAACGUGCCAGCCCUGCUCGCCAUCUACCUGGACUGGCACCGCAACGACACCCGCCACCGGCACACGCUCCUUCGCAAGAGCAUUCUGGGAUGCAUCAAAAACAUCACUAACAUCAAGCUAGGCAGGAAGGCCUUCAUUGAUGCUGAUGGCAUAAGGACCCUCUAUAACACCUCCGCAGAGUGCCUGCCCGUCCGGACGCUGGACCUUUUGGUGAACACCUCCAGCCUGAUCAUGAGGAAGUGCUUCCCAAAGAACCGCCUUCCGCUGCCCACCAUUAAAAGUGCUUUUCACCACCCGCUCCCACAGGUCCCGGCCAGUAGCCCAGCGGCUCAGAUAUACAGCCAGCCACCAGACGUGGAUGACGUCAUGGACGAGAGCGAUGACAACGAGGAGACGGAGGUCGACACGGAGAACGAUACUGAGGACGAGGAGAAGGAGCACAAGGCUCAGAACGAUGACAUUGAGACCGACAUCAACAAACUGCGACCCAGACACCUUGUGUUGCGCCCAUUUGACGAGCUAAGAGUUUAUGAGCGAUUUUUUCUGGAAUUCUCUGAGGAUUUUCAGGACUUUGACUUCGAGAGCAGUAAAUCCACCUCCCCAUUCACGCCCCAUGCCCCGAAGCUCCAGCGGCCUAUUGUCAUCCCCAUGGGCCGUACCCCAGCCGGCCCCUGGGCCUAUCCCAGAAACAGGCACCCACGGCAAGAUGCACACGAGCCACCCCGGCCCAAUGACGCCCCGAUGGGCGUGGUCUUCAAGGCUCCAAAGGAUGGGCCGGAGCAAGAUAUAGAGCAGGCCCUGGGCUGCCUGGCCCUCAACACCUCUGACUCAAUGAACGGAGGCUGCACCGGGGCGGGGCCUCAGGAGGAGGGUGGGGACCAGGCAGUGCUGGAGGUGCCAGACACAGCAGCACUCCUGCCUCUGCAUGACCCUGACCUGUACCUAGAGAUGGCCAAAGCAACCUGCUCCGUGCCAGGCUACACAGAAGUGGCGUAUCCAGACUAUUUUGGCCACAUAGCACCAAACUUUCGGGAACACAUUCUAGAGAGAGUUUACGGGGUACAGCGAGCGAAAAUUUUCCAGGAUAUUGAGAGACUGAUUCACCCUGCCGAGAUCCUGGACAGAGUUGUAUAUGACCUUGACAUGCAGAGUUGUCCAGUAGUUGAUGGCGAGUCACUGAAGUUCAACUCGCGGUUCGAGUCUGGCAAUCUGCGAAAGGCAAUUCAAGUCAGAAAGUUUGAGUAUGAUUUGGUUCUGAACUCUGACAUCAACAGUAACCACUACCACCAGUGGUUCUACUUUGAGGUGAGCAGCAUGCGCGUGGGAGUGCCCUAUCGCUUCAACAUCAUCAACUGUGAAAAGUCCAACAGCCAGUUCAACUACGGCAUGCAGGUGCUGAUGUACUCUGUCCAGGAGGCCAUUGGCGGCAGUCCCCGCUGGGCCCGCACUGGCUCCGACAUCUGCUACUACAAAAACCAUUUCUCCCGGAGCUCAAUCGCCGCAGGGGGCCAAAAGGGCAAAUCCUACUACACCAUGACCUUCACUGUGACCUUUCAGCACAAGGACGACGUCUGUUACUUUGCCUACCAUUACCCGUACACCUACUCUACCCUGAAGAUGCACCUGCAGAAGUUGCAGACCAUGUGCACGCCGCACAUCUACUACAGGCAGGAGCUGCUAUGCCACACCCUGGGGGGCAACGGCUGCCCCCUGCUCACCAUCACGGCCAUGCCGGAGUCCUGCAGCAGUGACCGCGUCUGCCAGUUCAGGAAUCGGCCGGUGGUGUUCCUGAGUGCACGGGUUCACCCAGGAGAGACCAACGCCAGCUGGGUGAUGAAGGGCACGCUGGAGUUCCUCAUGAGCUCUGGCCCUCUGGCCCAGAGCUUGAGGGAGAGCUACAUCUUCAAAAUCAUCCCCAUGCUCAACCCAGACGGAGUCGUCAACGGGAAUCACAGGUGCUCUCUGAGUGGUGAAGAUCUGAACAGGCAAUGGCAGAACCCAAGUUCUGAGCUUCACCCCACCAUCUACCACGCCAAGAGUCUGCUGCAGUAUCUCAGUGCUGUGGGGAGGACGCCCCUGGUCUUCUGCGACUACCACGGUCACUCGCGCAAGAAGAACGUCUUCAUGUAUGGCUGCAGCGUGAAGGAGACUGUUUGGCAGACCGACAUCAAUGCCAGUUCCUGUGACCUGCAGGAAGACCUGGGCUACAGGACUUUGCCCAAGCUGCUGUCUCAGCUGGCACCUGCAUUCAGCCUUGCAAGCUGCAGCUUCGUGGUGGAGCGCUCCAAAGAGGCCACAGCGCGUGUGGUGGUGUGGCGGGAGAUCGGCGUGCAGCGCAGCUACACCAUGGAGAGCACGCUGUGCGGCUGCGACCAGGGCAAGUACAAGGGCCUCCAGAUCGGCACAAGGGAGCUGGAAGAGAUGGGUUCCCAGUUCUGUGUGGCUCUGCUCAGGCUGAGACGCCUCACCUCCCCCCUGGAGCUCCGCAACCAUCACACACACCAGCUGGACAUGGAGAGAGACCUGAUAGAGACCCGCUGCAAUAUGACCUGCCCCACCACGUACGUGAUGGAGGAGGACGAGCCUCCGUUCAUGGAGGAGGUGGACUAUAGUGCUGAGAGCGAGGAGGAGAAUGACCCCAACCUGGAGACCGCCCAACUGGACCCCAACUCUGACCUUGAGAUCAACAACCAGGACACUCUUACCUGAGAUCUGCUCACCCUAGCUAAGCCAUACCAAAUGCAGCUUAGUUACACAAGCCUGGCUAAGUGACAUCAAACCUUUCAGUAGGCGAACACAACCAAAUCCAGUUCUAGUCAUUGACACUAGUUCCAAAAAAAAUGUCUUAAAAUAUAAAGAUGUGCUUCAAACAUACAUACUUGAGUACCAGUGGACAAUUACAGCCUAAUACACGUGCUCCUGACAUAACCAAGUUAGGUAUAACAAACACUAACAAAAUAGAGUAAUGGUUUGAUAAGGUCAAUAGUACCUAAUGUAAAAUCAGCAGUACUUGAAUGCAACAUGGAGAGACGACCAUAAUUAUGUUGGAUAUUAAUUCGCCAUAUUUUAUUUUUAAUAACAUUAUAAACAGACUAGUUAGUGCUGUAGUGAUUUAACUCAAGUGUUAAACACAAGCAAUCUCACGUCUGGGUCACGGUCUUUAAAAAGGAACUAAUGGUGCUACACUCGCUGUUCAAGUACAUUUCGCUUCCUGUUCAAGUACACUCAGUUCAGCCAGAGCGAAGCUGCCUUUCCUUCAGCCAGUGUGGUGUGUUGCACACAAACGCAUUAAACGUUGUAUCCACUGCGUUCUAACACAUCUCGCAGACCCGUGUGGGUUAGGGAGGAGAACCCCAGAUAUGCUCACUCAAACUUGUAUACCCGCGCUGAUGUUCCACUGUGUCAUCCCGUGUGAGAAACGUAUCAUCACUCUUGCCUUCAUGGUAUCGUGUGUGUGGGUGCGUGUAUGCACUCACGCUUGUGUUUGGUGUUUGCUAGAAGCCCUGUCAGUAGGUUGCAGUCACUGAUCAACAUUGCUUGAGUGAGUGAGCGUGCUUAUGGCACUAUAUGGAUGUAUUUGCACUGGAAAUCAUUUCGGGGAUGGGGUGGGGGGUUGGGGAGAAGUCUGCACUUGAAGUGGGAGAGCUCACGUGAUUUAAUUCACAUGCAGAGUUGUUUUGUUGUUUGUUUAAUUAGUGCAUGUUUCCUGGACGUUGCCUUUCUUAUUUAUUUCAUGUUUGGUUGUUUUGGGAGAGGGGGAGGGAGAGGGAUGGGGGGUGGUUAGCUGUAGAUAAAAAUACCAAAAACCAGUUUGGUUUGGACUGAAUGUAUAAAAUCAAAAUGGCUGUUUGACUUUUAAAGUUAUGGGUAAUAAAUAUUUAAG